CCAAGCUUCCACAGUUUCCUAGGAAUAGAAAUCGAAAAAUUAUGAUCCUUUGAAUGAAGAAGUUUCUUUUCAAUACUGGUGAAUUUGGUGUACAUUUUAUUUUGGGAAUGUUACCCCUAAGUUUAGACACCCCAAUCAGCAUCUUCCCUACAUUUACCUUGUAAAUACCUUGAAGAGCCUUGUACCUCUGAUUUUUCUAAACUCCCGGGAACAGGGACCUGGCCCACUCAAUUACUCCUCAUAUGACAGACCUGCCUUUGUGAAAACCAGUCAAAUAUAUCACUUUCUAGCUAUGGAAACCAAAAUUAUGGAGGUAAUUAAUGGCUCUGUAAAUGGGCUGGGAGUAAAGAAAGGCUAGUCCUAUCUCCUGAGGUCAUGAGCAACAGAAGGAGAUGGCCACAAGCCAUAUCUUCUGUCUCAAUUCCUCUUCCCUUCUGUCCUCUUUCCUCAUUUACAGCUUUUCUAUGUGCCUUUUGAAGCAGUUCCUUCAAAAGAAAGAGAGUGAUUGUUCCAUUCACACCAAUCGCUAUUGUUGGCAGAAUUUCAGAUGGUAACGAGAGGGAGCUCAUGAGCGAGAUAUCGCAGCUAGUUGAGUGGUGUUGCAGCAACAACCUUACAUUCAACAUCAGUAAGACCAAAAACCUGAUUGUGGACUUCAGAAACGCAUUCGAUUGACUGUAUGAAUCCGUUCUCACGGGAACUGAACCAACUAGCAGAAUAUCUUAAGGAGGCUUUGCAGCGUGAGCAGCUCCUGGAACAGAAGUUGGAGACGCUGCAGUAUUUACUAACCAACACACAGCUCCUCUCUGACAAUGUCUGGCAGGACACUCAGGCUGAAUGUGCUAAUCUGACAGUGAAGAGGAGGAAAUCAUAUCGAUCAGACUUGGAAAUCAGAAUCAAACACACAACCAUGGAAGCCAAGGUACAGGAGCUGAUGAGUGCAAAUGACCAGGAGAAGCUUAUGGAGGUGAAUACAGGAAACGCUGAGGGAGAGAAGAAAGAUGGUGGGGAGAUUCUGGAAGGGAAAGAACUAGCUUCACCUGACAAUGACAUGGAGGAUGGGUUGAGUAAGAAACGUCGAAGACCAACUCUACGGAAAGAAAAAAGACUUCAGGAAUCGAAGAUUCUCCGUAAACAAGCCAUGAUUAGAGACAUGAGUGAGAGAGGUCCCCCAGAAGUGAAGGUUCUGCGUCAGCAAGCAAUUGUCCGUGAUAUGAGCGGUGAUUUGCUAUCAGGAGACGUCAAGUCAAAUGUAUCAACGUCAACUGCCUCAACUUCAGGUGACUCAGAGACACAUGUGAAGUCACCUGGUAUUCCAGUCUCUGAGGUGAAAUCAGAACCGUCAACAGUAUCAGAGGCAAAUUCUGCUAAUCUCAAGGCUUCUGAAAUUGGUUCAUCUGAUCACAAAUCAACUGAUGUUAAAUUAGCAGAUUCUAUACCAGCUGUGGUCAUGUCAUCCAAUUCUCAGACAUCUCAGGUCAGGUUAGCCAUUUGCAAAUCAUCUGAGGUAAAGCCUACACCCAAAUCACUUGAGGACAACACAGUUGAUCCUAAGGUAUCAGAAGUCAUGUCAGAUGAUCUCAAAAAAUCUGAAGUCAAUUCAACAUGUCCUAAAUCAUCUGAGGUCAAGACAGUUGAUCCUAAUAUAUCAGUGGUCAAGUCAACUGAUAUAAAAGCACCUGAGAUCAAGUCAGCUUGUUUUGAACCAUCUGAUGUCAAGACAAUUGAUCCCAAGGUGAUAGAAGUCAAAUCAGCUGAUCGCAAGCCAGUUGAAAUCGAAACAGUUGAUGCUAAAUUGUCAGAGGUCAAGUUGCCAGAUUCUAAGUCAUCGAAAAUCCAGACACCGUAUCCUAAACCAUCUGAGAUGUCAGCUUGUUCUAAACCAUUUGAUGUCAAGACAAUUGAACCCAAUAUAAUCGAGGUCAAAUCAGAUUAUCGCAAACCUUCUGAUGUCAAGACAAUUGAUCCCAAAGAUUCAGAGGUCAAAUUAGAAUAUUCCAAAACAUCUGAGAUCCAGACAGUUUAUCCCACACAGUCUGAGAUCAAUUUAGCUUGUUCUGAGUCAUCUGAGGUCAAGACGAUUGAUCCUGAGCAGUCAGAGUUUAAGGUAGAUGAUCCUAAAAAGCCUGAGCUUCAAACAGCUGAUCUAGUCCCAUCUGAGGUCAUAUCAACAAAUCUCAAACAAUCCAAAGACAAACUGUUUGAUUCUGGAAAAAGAGAAGUCCAGCUAUCUGAUGCCAUACCAUCUCAGGUCAAGUCAGUUGAUCUCAAACAAUCUGAAGUCAAGUCAGUUGAUCCAAAACCAUUUGAGACAGGGUCAGUAGCUCCCAAGCAAUCCAAGGACAUACUUGCUGAACUUGGGGUGUGUGAAGACAAGUCAAUUGAUCUUAAACCAUCGGAGGUUAAGUCAGCUGAAUCCCCAUUUUCUGAGGUCAAGUCUAUUGCUCCUAAUAUGACAGAGAACGGGGCAGCUGAUCCCAAAUCCUCUGAGGUCAAAUCAGCUGCUACCACUGAUUCUGAUUUUAAUUCCAGUACUCCCAAUGAACCUGAAGUCAAGUCAGCUGCUUUCAAGGAAUAUGACAUCAAUUCAAUUCCUUCCAAUUCCUCAGACGCCAAGUUAUCUGAAAUGGAAGCAACUGAUCCCAAAUCUUCUGAGAUUGAAUCACAUUCCAAGGGGCCUGUGGUUAGAGCAGUUGAUCCUGAGGUUCCUGAAAUCAUGUUAGCUAUUUCCAAACCAAGUGAGGUUAUAUUAUCUGUUACAAAACCAGUUGAGAUCAACUCAACUGAUCCCAAAGUAUCUACCGUGAUAUCAGCCAAUCUAGAACUUUGUGACAUGGUAGCUCGUUUCCAUAGGUCUUAUGACCAAUUAUUAAGCAAUCCAGAAAUCUGUAGAAUAAGGUCAACAGGUGCUAAAUCGUGCAACAAUAUGCUUUGUAUGUUGGAAUUGGAUGAGCUGAGGUUGCAGAUUAAACAACUACGGAAGGAAUUAGAGGAGACUCAGGAACAAGCAGCCAGACACCAGAAGAGCUACUUGGAUUUACAAGGAUUGCUGGAGGAACAGCGAUUGGUCAAUGUGCAACAAACUGAAAACUUUGCCAAACAGAUCCAGCGUCUCCAAGUGCAGCUCCGGUCCGUUCAAGAGGAGAUUGACAGCUUAGAGGAAGAGAAGGAGAGUGAGCUGAUGGAAGCUCAUGAGGAGCUUCACAGUGCACAGGAGGAGAUUGUGAACCUUCGUCAGGCAGCCGAAGAGGCAGCGGGAGAGCGGGAGAAUGAGAUUGCAACUUUGCAGGAGGAGCUGUGUCGCAUUCGAGCAGAGCUGGAGCACCUUCAGCGGACAACAGUGGAGUAUGAACUUGAGAUCACCACGCUGCGAGCUGAGAUACAGAUGAAAAGCGACAGUCAGCAGAAGAAAAAUUCUGAGGAGGUCACCCAGCUCCAGGGUGCAGUCCAGUGCCUGCAGGUCGAGUGUCGAAAUCUGGCUCAAGAGUGUCGAGUUCUGCAGAAUGAUAAUAAACAGCUGAGGGAAAAGCUGCAGCAAAUGGAACGACAGAGCCACAGAUCGGUCGAAGGACUUAAAGUGGACUCUGUAGGGUCUGAAAGCUAUCGACUGCAGCAAGGUACAGAGGCCAAGGUAUUAUCUGAAUGCCUACCCAGAAAACCAAAUGACAAAGAACUAAAAAAAGCAGGAAUAAAGUGUCAGGAAGAACCAAAACUAUCUCAGAAGGAACAACAAUGGAAGUGCCAGGAGAAAUCUUCUGAUAAGAUAGCUGCUAGUGGCCGGGCGUUUGCAAGUGAACGGCAUGAAGAUGGGUGCUUAGUUAGCGGGCCUGAGGAUGGAAACAAGGGAGACGGUGUGAUGUCAACCCAGAAGACAGAAAAUCUUGAACUUGAUCCUAGAGCCCUGAAGAGGCCAGAAGAGAGAGGACAGUUUGAUGAAUUGGAUUUGAAACAUCGACUGCUGCAGGCAGAAGAGAAGGCUGUGAUAGUACAACAUGAGUGUGAAGGAUUAAUCACUGAGCUAAGAGCGCUAGAGGAGAGAUACAGGAGCAGUCAACAGGAGCGCAGCCAGCUGGAGUCACAGCUCAGGCAGUUCAAGGAAGAAAUCCACAAAUUGAAAGGGGCGCCUUGUCAGAAUGCCACUUUUCCUGACCCCCCUGUGCUCUCCUUGCCUGUGAUAGGACUGGUUGUACUGAUGGCUAUGCUGUGGUGCUGGUGGGCUGAGACCUCCCGGCAUUGACCAGAGUCGAACUGGAGUGUGGAUUCCAUUAGAGCUGAUGGUUAUUGCUACAGCUGGUCAUUCUUCCAUAUGUCAGCCUCACUCCUGACUUCUCAACAACCAAAAUGUGUUUGUUCCGUUCCCUCCUUCCUCCUCCUCUCUCCUUAUCCAUACCUCCCCACACCUUCUCACAAUCCACACCCUCCACUUCUCUCGGUUGUCCUGUUCCCCAAUUCCUUCCUCUUCUACUCUCAUCUCCCCAACCCAUGCCCCAUCUUUUCUUCUACCCUCUUCUCUAUUUACCCAUACAUCUCUUCACUUCUUCCCUUUAUUAUCACAUUGUCCACCUUUCUUUCCUUAUUCUCUUCCUUCCUACCUUCUUACUUUCAUUCCAUUCCCCAUCCUUCUAUUGGCCUUCCAUUCCCUUCUGUCCUUCCAUGUUUAUUCUGCCUCCUUGGUCCUCACCCCUACUUUUCUUCACCUCUUUUCCUUUCCCUUUUCAUUCAACUCUUCCUUGUUCUCUCACCUCUCCCUGAUAUCAUACCUCUGCCCCCUCACAUUUUCCCUUCGUUCUUCUCCUUCUCAUCACAUCUUCCUCUACCCCUUCCACAUACCUCUUUCCCAGUUCAUUCCCCCAGCUAUUGCUCUGUUUCUCUAGCUCUUUCCCAUCCCACCUCUUCCAGAGUUCUUCAAAACCCUUCUCCACAAACCCUCUUCACACCUCUUCCUCUAUUCAUUCCAUCUAUUGCUUAACCCCCAAUUCCUUUUUUCCACACAUUAUUUGUUGAUGACCCUUCACUCCUUUUACCACCUCUUCCCUCUCAUUUCUUUCACCCUUACUAUUCUUGCCUCCAUGACACCUUCCCCAGCUCUCCUAUCUGCGCCAUUUCUUCCCUUUCAAGUUUUCCUUGGUGCCUAAACCUGAGUAUUUGCCUGCUAUUUCUCCCAGCGUUCUGCUCUCCUGCUGUUCUGAAAAUGCUGCUGUACAUACUAGCCCAUCUGGAAUUUCUGAACCCACAUGUGCACUGCACACAGAUCUUUAUCUGUUUUCUCUAGCAAUAUUGGAUGAAACCUUCUCUAAACCAGAAUGAAAUGAACAGCUGCUGCCUACGAGGCACUCCGGAGUUGGGUGGAGUCAGGGAUCCUGUGCAUGAAUUAACAGAAAUUUAAUUAUCAGGGUUAUUACGGGGCUCUCAGAAUGUUCAGAUCUUUUGAUAAACUCCCAUCUAUAGGGAGACCCACACUUAAGGACACCACCUUGUAUAUUGAUAACACAGUAUUUCCUGGUGGUUUUUCCAAUUAUUUUGGUUUGUGAUCAAUGGACUGUCAGUGACCGGUGGGUCAUCCUGACUUUCUGAAUAUCUAUCACCAUCUGAUUCUCAACCAAUUGACAUUGUGUGAUCAAUUAGUUGUCCACGAUAGACUGUCAAAGAUUGACUAAAUCUGAGGGAAUAACUGAUCUUUAGUGAAAGAUCAGAGACCAAACUAGUGACCAACUAACUUCCGGUGAUUGACUGAUACCACUGAGUGACUGACCCUUAGGGAGUAUCCAGCCGAGCCGAAGUGUAUACCUGGCUUUACUAACUGACCAGCGGACUUUUAGUGAGUUAGCUACCACACAGCUCCGUGAGAUAAUGACCUUAAUGAGUGGCUGAUCCUCAGUCAGUGACCUCAGUAUUUCAUCAACUCUCAGCAAGUAUCAGAAUCUUUACAAUAGACAAUAGGUGCAGGGGUAGGCCAUUUGGCCCUUCGAGCCAGCUCCGCCAUUCAAUGUGAUCAUGGCUGAUCAUCCACAAUCAGUACUCUGUUUCUGCCUUCUCCCCAUAUCCCUUGACUCCACUAUCUUUAAGAGCUCUAUCUAACUCUUUCUUGAAAGCAUCCAGAGAAUUGGCUUCCACUGUCUUCUGAGGCAGAGCAUUCCAUAGAUCCACAACUCUCUGGGUGAAAAAGUUUUUCCUGAACUCCAUUCUAAAUGGCCUACCCCUUAUUCUUAAACUGUGGCCUGAUGAUUGUCUACAAGCCACUGAUUCUCAGUGAAAGGAAUUGCCGUCAAAAAUUAACCAGCCACAGUGAAUGACCAUUCCCUCAGCAACUAACUAACUCAGGACACGGACUGGCUGAGUGAUUGAUUGAUGACAGUGAAAGACCAACUCUGAGUGAUUACCAACCUCAGAGUAACUCGCUUCAACAGAUAACCUCAUCAAAUGAAUAGUCCUCAGCAAGCCACUGAUGUUCAGCAAUUUGACUGAUCCUCACUGACUGAGCAAGUUGCUUACUCUUAAUGAGUGGCCCAUUCUUGGCAAGCGACAGAUCCAUCGGUGGGUGACUGACCCUCAGUAAGUGGUCGAUUGUCAGUGAGUGAACAACCUUUGGAGUGAUUGUCCAUGAGUGAUCGAUCCCCACUGAGUGGUUGCACCCCAGCAACUGCCUGAUACUCAGUGAAGUUGUCUACAGUUAGUGAGCAACCCUCAGUCUGUGAUAGUGUCUGUGAUUGGCUGAUGUCAGCAAGUGCCGAUUGUCAAUGAGUAACUGAUUGGCCCUGAUUGACAAACUAUAAAUGAGAGAUUGCCCUAUUUACUUAAGCCCAUUACCCCUACUGGGGCAUAGGCCACUGAGAGCAGCUCACCAGAGUCCUGUAUCCUGGGUCAGUCUUUCUAGUUGUCUCCAGGUGUAGCCCACUUUCAGAGAUCCUUCCUCUCCCAGGGAUGAGAUCUCUGGAGCUUCUGUUGGUGUUUCUGUACUUCUGGGUUUUUAUAGGAUGGGUUUGCUAGCCCCAUGCCCAGCCCUCCUCCUUUUGCAGCUGGAUUGGAGGAAUUUCAGUGAGUAACUACCCUCAGUACAUAACUGACCCAUAGUGAGUGCUUGCUUCUUACUACUACUUUGAGCUUCUUCCACUGCCAUUUGAUAUCUUGAACCUGGUGAAUAGUAUGGAUGGUGAUCAGCCGAUUACUGGAUGUUGGGCUGCCCUUAGGCUCUUUAUACUUGGUGGUGCUCAUUAGGUAGUGCAUUUGACAGUUUGGGCUUGUUGCUGACACUCUGAAGAUUGCCAUUUUGAUCUAGCAGAUUUAUUCCUGUUAAUUCAGAUAUUGAGAAUUACAGAUGGAGUUACGGUCUGGUUGGACUCUGCUGCACCAUCAUCUGCACCAGCUCUAUUCUGCUGUAGUUUAUGUGAAAAUAAAGCCAGUGGUCAUAUCAAUAUUAAACCCCUUCUUUAGAAGGGUAUGUCCAGUUUAUAUAAUUUUGCUUCUUAAUCCAGUUCCUCCAUCCCAUUUGUCAUCCCUUUUGUAACCUUUCAGCGUCUUUUUGGACUUGGUUGACCAAAAAUGCUCACAAUUUCUCAGUGGGAUUGCACAAUAAACUGUGAAGAAGCAGGAAAAGAUUACUAUUUUAGGUC
Molecule: messenger RNA, 7610 nt
Organism: Hypanus sabinus (Atlantic stingray)
Lineage: Eukaryota; Metazoa; Chordata; Chondrichthyes; Myliobatiformes; Dasyatidae
Gene: ccdc136b
Product: coiled-coil domain containing 136b
Exons: 14
Coding region: 680-4237 (1185 amino acids)
Biological process (GO): single fertilization; acrosome assembly
Cellular component (GO): acrosomal membrane
Source: RefSeq, a predicted model, not a curated record